CGGAAAGGAGAUAUUGUGCCACUGUCAACAACCAUACGGGCUCAGAAUCUCUCUCUCCCCCCUUCACUCAUCUCCCUCUACUCCAUUUUCUCGGCUUCUCAUUUUCCUUCAAUUUCAGUUCCCAGAUUCUUGUUUCGUUUCUCAGAUGCUGCACUGAAACGUUUCAGACGCAUUCUUCAAUUGUCAAUAUCGCCGUCUCGAAGUAGUCUUCCUCUUUGAGGUUUAUUGAUUUUAAAUGGGAACGCUCACGGGCUGUAGUUUUACACCCGUGCUUUUCAAUUUUUUGCUGUCAAUCCCUCGUUCCGAUGCCUACAGAGAGAGAAUUCGACUCCCGGAGCUUAGAAAAUCUAGGAAGUCAUGUUUCUUGUGCAGAGAAAGUUUGUAUAAGCUGAAAAGGACGGGUUCGUGUACAAAUUUUGGUGAGUUUAGGUGUUUUAGUGCUAACAAUGAUAGUAAUGGCAAUGGAGAGAGUAGUGACUCAUCGAGAGAUUCAAACGCGAAGGCAACAAAGACGGCACUGCCUGAACAACCCGCAGAAGAGUUCGAUUCGGAUAAAACGGCUCCGCCUGCUUCUGUUUCUUCAAGGCCACAAAACAUAUCUCCGGUCAGACCAGUUUACAACAACUUCCAAGUUGACUCUUUUAAACUGAUGGAACUCCUUGGACCAGAGAAGGUUGAUCCUGCUGAUGUAAAGUUGAUUAAGGAAAAACUUUUUGGCUAUUCUACAUUCUGGGUUACUAAAGAAGAGCCGUUUGGAGACCUUGCCGAGGGCAUCCUUUUCCUUGGGAAUUUAAGGGGGAAGAGAGAAGAGGUGUUUGCCAAACUUCAGAGUCAGCUGGUUGAGGUCACUGGUCAUAAAUACAACCUUUUUAUGGUCGAAGAACCCAAUUCAGAAGGACUGGAUCCUCGUGGUGGCCCACGGGUUAGCUUUGGAUUGCUGCCUAAAGAGGUUUCAGAACCAGGGCCAACUACACUUUGGCAGUAUGUGAUUGCUCUCUUGUUAUUCCUUCUAACCACUGGGUCCUCUGUGGAGUUAGGAAUUGCGUCUCAGCUCAAUCGACUUCCUCCAGAGGUAGUAAAGUACUUUACAGAUCCAAAUGCCACUGAACCACCAGAUAUGGAACUGCUAUUUCCAUUUGUGGAGUCGGCUUUGCCUCUAGCUUAUGGUGUCUUGGGAGUUCUGUUGUUUCAUGAAGUUGGGCAUUUUCUGGCUGCUUUUCCAAAGAAAGUACAGCUCAGCAUUCCUUUUUUCAUUCCCAACAUUACCCUUGGCAGCUUCGGUGCAAUUACUCAAUUCAAAUCUAUUCUUCCUGAUCGAAGUACAAAAGUAGACAUAUCAAUUGCUGGUCCAUUUGCUGGUGCCGCACUGUCUUUAUCAAUGUUUGCUGUUGGGCUAUUGCUCUCCUUAAAUCAAGAUGCUGCGGGAGAUUUGGUGCAGGUUCCAAGCAUGUUGUUUCAAGGUUCUUUGCUUCUUGGACUCGUCAGUAGAGCUACUCUUGGUUAUGCAGCCAUGCAUGCUGCAACAGUUUCGAUUCAUCCUCUUGUAAUUGCAGGAUGGUGUGGCUUGACAACAUCAGCUUUCAAUAUGCUACCAGUGGGAUGCCUUGAUGGUGGAAGAGCUGUGCAGGGUGCUUUUGGUAAAAAUGCUCUCAUUGGUUAUGGUUUGACAACUUACACGUUGCUUGGAUUGGGAGUGCUUGGUGGACCUUUGUCACUUCCUUGGGGACUAUAUGUGCUAAUAUGUCAGAGAAAUCCAGAAAAACCAUGUUUAAAUGACGUGACAGAUGUCGGAACAUGGAGGAAAACUCUUGUUUUGUUGUCUAUUUUCCUUGUCGUCUUCACACUUCUUCCUGUAUGGGAUGAGCUUGCGGAGGAGCUAGGUAUAGGUCUUGUAACUACGUUUUGAUGUGUAACACUAUAAGAGCAAAGUGAAUUUUUUAGCGUAGAUCACUGAUCAUCAAGUGAUAGCUAUGAACAAUCUGUAUACAAACUUUGUAAUUAUUCUUUCUUUUCUCAUUUAAUGUUCUCAUUAUAUCUUCUCCAA
This is a messenger RNA of Carya illinoinensis, 2044 nucleotides long. Its product is annotated as probable zinc metalloprotease EGY1, chloroplastic. NCBI's taxonomy places the organism in Eukaryota, Viridiplantae, Streptophyta, Magnoliopsida, Fagales, Juglandaceae. The record is from RefSeq and is a predicted model, not a curated record. The transcript is spliced from 10 exons. The coding region runs from base 236 to 1906 and encodes 556 amino acids. Gene Ontology annotation, biological process: proteolysis.